Molecule: messenger RNA, 2567 nt
Organism: Linum trigynum
Lineage: Eukaryota; Viridiplantae; Streptophyta; Magnoliopsida; Malpighiales; Linaceae
Source: the annotation of a GenBank genome assembly
CCAUAUAUAUGGCGAGCUCUAUCGUACCCCAGGUAAAAUCCGGGGUAUGGCGUACCUUGACGAUUUUAACCGUACGUGUGAUCUCGACGAUUUUAUUAAAUGAUUUGUUUUUUCAGAAUUUAUAUUAAAUAAAAUUACAGGAAGACUCAUAGAAUUAGUUUUUCUUUCAUUUUAGUCCUCUAUGUCCGUGGGUUGGGUAGUUUGAGUUGGGUUGGGUUUUUUCAAUAUUUUGAUUGAACCCAAAUUCAACCACCCCAAAACAUAAAGGGUACCUACCCCAUCCAACCCUACCAGCACUUCGUUCCCCCCAUCCCGACCCUCUCUUCUCCGCUGCUACACGCCGCUACCUUAAUGCCCUAUCCUAUUCCCCUGUUCCUCCAUCCUCCGCCGCUAGACGCGCUACCCCUCUCCCUACCCUUUCUAAUCUCCCUUGUCGGCCCCAAAUUCAUCGCUCACCAACAACUUAGACUCUCCUUGCGGAAGGAAUUUCGAAUCCUUGCAACCAGAAGAAGAAGGAAGGGUUCUCCUCUGCUCGCUUUUUCUGGCGAUUGGCGUUAUGGCUUCUCGAACGAGUUGCAGAGACCUUCGUCGAAAGAAAAAGGGGUGACCUCCCCACCGGAGAGUCCUCCCACGACGACACAAAUGGUCUUUGAUGACCCCGACGCCAUUAGCCUCGCUUCCAAGUUCCAUCACUAACAGAUCAACGGCGGCGCCUCAAUGUUCUUUCAUUGAUGAUGUCAAACCUUCCUGGGUCAAGUUCUGCGAAUUUUGUUUAUCGCACAUAUUUGUUUUAAAACUAGAUAUGCCAUACCCUCAAAAUCAAUAACAGGACCAUGUUGUAUCAGUAUGCUAUUAUGGAAAUUUUGGGGAUUUAUGUGGAGCAGAAAACUGAAGUUUGAAUUUGAAAAAAAAGAACUGAAAUUUGAAAUACGAACAGGAAGAAGACGAUCGAAGUGAAGCUUCUAAUCGUUUCUCAACCACUCACGAGAUGGAAUGUGGGCUAACAUCAUCACACUUAUAGUUUCCAUAAACUUAGCAUACAAAACAAGAAACGUUGGCAACUUAGUGGUUAAGCUAGUAGUUUACUAUUAAGUUUGCUAGAAUAGGUGUAGGGUUCGAAUACUAGUUUCAACCAUUAUAUUUAGUUUUUUUUUAUAAUUAUUAGCGGUUUUAUGUUUCUUCUUUAAAAUCACUUGUUCAUAGUUGAUUACCCUCUCCUUGCUAGUCAAUUUUUUGGAAAAAAUUUCAUUUUUCUAUUUAGAAUGUUAUUUUACAACUAUUCAUAAAUAGUAAUUCUACACGACAUGUCAUUUUUGUCACACACCAUCGUUGUGCCCACCUCCACCUUGCAACUUUGCGUUAACCCAAAACUAGUACAAUGGACUAGUACAUCCCAAAACAAACCUUUGCUAAACCACGUGAAAGGGCAUUUGUAGCGCAGUCUAGUAACUAAGUUUGAAAUUCUGCCUUGACAAACUUAUAAACGUGAAAGCUCCAUGUUCCGAAUGGUUCAAUAUUCUGCCUUGACACUGAUGCGUGUAAAAUGGAUUGGUUGUUAUUGUAAAAGAGACGCAGUGUUGCUUUAAAAAAAUUUGUAGCGUAAACGAUUUCAUAUACUAAGACGCAUGUAACAUAGUAUAUAACAUUAUAGUUGAAAAGUGAGACUUGACAUUGAUAGAAGUUUUACAUUGAUAGAAGUUUGUCGGUUGAGGUAGAAUGUCUUGUUCCUUAUAAAUAUAUUUAUAUCAGGCACUAUCAUGACAUCGAUACCUAUGGCCAAGUCACGAUGAGGUCUUGAUAGAUCAAGGAAGAUCUUAUGAGAUUUUUGUCGGAGAGGAUCCUAUCACGUGGAAUAAUUGUUCAUUGUCAUUCUAGAUGAUUAGUGAAAUUCGCUAGACAGCUAAAGUACCAUAGGUUGUUUUGAGAUCCUAAUUAUUUGUUCACUAUCGAUUCGGAUUAUUUGUUGUCUAAAUAAUCCGAUCGAUUGAUUAAAAAGGCCUCGUAUUUUUUGGCCAUUAAAAAGGCCUCACAUGAAUUCGAACAUGCCUUUUGUACCAGGCCCAAUAAGGCCCUUAGCAAUAGCAGAUCGCCGGCACAACUCUGUUUGGGCAUUAUUUUUAUUCUCCGAACACAGAUCAAUUAUGGCAAAGUUGAAAAACUGAAAGACUAGCCUACAAAAUCAAGCAAUCGAUCCAUAUCCCUGCUUUUUUCUUCCCCCCAUGCGCAGGCUUCUCUGUUUUCCUUGAGAAAGAAAACUUAACCGCCCUCCUCCUUCCUUCGCUUCCGCCUCCCUUGCAUGCAAGCCUCCCCCUCCGCCUCCGCCUCCGCCAGUCAAUCCACCGCUGGUCGGCAGUCGCUCAAUACCGGUCUCCACAUCCGAGCCACCAUCGUCGCCUGCCACCGCCGCCGCUGAUUCACUCGAGGGGUUGUGGGAAGAAGAGCGGCAGAAAUUUCCCAGGACGAAAGGCAGGAGAAAGUUAGGGAUAGAGCAGCAAGGGUAGGGUUGUCGUCUGUUGACAGAAGAGCAGGUGAAGGAAAAUCCUGUGGAAAAAAGGAAUUCCAAUCGU